AUUGGUCCGUCAUCAUGAGUCUGCGCCGACAGCAGAGAUGGACGUGCUGGUGAGCCGCUCCGCUUCGGUUCUGCGUUCGUUUCACUAACCGUUAACUAAAGCGUUCAAGUUCAUCAGAGCGUUUAAUAAAAAAGGACGCAGUUCGUCUCUUUCCAUCAUAGGAUCUCAAGCCAGCAGAAUGGCAGGCACGGUGAGCAGCUCUAGGGGCUGCGUGACGCUCCGCGGCGCUCAGAUCCGGGACCUGCUGGACGCGAAGCACAACGUGCUGUUCGACUGCGACGGCGUCAUCUGGAACGGCGAAACGGCCGUGACCGGGGCUCCGGAGGUGGUCAGUCUGCUCAAGCAGCGGGGCAAACGGGUGUUCUUCGUUACCAACAACUGCACCAGGCCGCGGGAGAACUACGUGCAGAAGUUCUGCCGCCUGGGCUUCACGGAUGUGGCGGAGGAGGAGAUCUUCAGCUCGGCGUACUGCUCCGCCGCGUACCUGCGCGAUGUGGCCCGGCUGCAGGGGAAGGUGUAUGUGAUCGGCUGCGGCGGGGUGAUGAAGGAGCUGCAGGACGCCGGAGUGCCCGUGGUGGAGGAGGAUAGUGCCGCCGAUCGGGAGCCGGGCACCAGCAUCUACAACUGCCCUCUGGAUCCGGAUGUGAAGGCUGUGCUGGUGGGAUAUGACGAGAACUUCACCUUCAUGAAGCUGGCCAAAGCCUGCUGCUACCUGAGGAACUCUGAGUGCCUGUUCUUGGCCACCGAUCCGGAUCCCUGGCACCCGCUGAGAGGAGGCAGGAUCACCCCGGGUUCUGGGAGUCUCACGGCCGCUCUGGAAACGGCCAGCAGCAGGAAGGCCACGGUCAUCGGGAAGCCCAGCCGCUUCAUGUACGAAUGCAUCGCCAGUCAGUUUGACCUGGAUCCGGCGCGCUCGCUGAUGGUCGGCGACCGCUUGGAGACGGACAUUCUGUUCGGCAGCAACUGUGGGCUUUCCACCGUCCUCACGCUCACGGGCGUCUCCACGCUGGAGGAGGCGCACAGAUACAGAGACAGCGAGGCACCGGAGCAGAAGGACUGUGUGCCCGAUUACGUGGUGGAGUCCGUGGCGGAUUUCCUGCAGGCGCUGGAGGAGUGACCAUACAAACACCACCACUGUAUUCACAGUUUCAAUCCUGAUGCUGUUUCUCAACAUGUACGGUUAAGUGUCUCCACGGCCUGGUUAACGUCACCCCAUGAAUAGUCACGUGUCUGUCAUGAAUCUGAUGACAUGGAUGUGUUUGAGACACCGGACACUCACCUUAAAUGUUCUACUGAAGUGUGAGUGAAUGAUGACCGAGUUCUAUGUAAAUUUACUAUUUCAAAAUUUCUCCCAUAUUAUUUUCUUUUCUUUUAUUCUGUUUUUGAAAGGUGGUCAUUUUUAAGGGGAUUUUAUUUUUUGGAAAAAGGGUACUUUUAAAAAUAAAUAAACAAUUUAGAAUAUUUCAAAUAAAAUAAAAAAUGAAUGAAAUGGAAAAUAAAAUCCCCUUAAAUAUUAUUACAUUUCUUAAAUAAAAUAAAACAAAAUAAAAUAAAAAAUUGAAAAUAUAAAAUAAAAUAAUGAAAUGGAAAAAAUAAAAUCCCUGAAAGGUAAUAAUAUUUAAGGGGAUUUUAUUUUAUUUUAUUUUAUUUUGUUUAUUUUAUUAUUGAAUUGUUCCAUAGAAGAAAUAAAUUGUAAAUAAAUUGUAGAAUUGGAGUACGAUUAAAUGAUGACAGAAUUCUACUUUAAUAUAUUCAAUAUAAUAAAUAUUAUUUCCUUUCAAAAUAAAAUUGAGAAGAAAUAUAUUUCUUUUCUUUUAUUUACUUAUUUUAUGCAGUUUUAUUUUAUUUUUGAAAGGUAAUAAUAAAUAAGGGGAUUUUAUUUUUUAUUUCAUUAAUUGAUAUUUUCUUAAUUUUAUUUAGUUAUUUUAUUACGGAAAGAACUAUUUUAAGUAGGGUUUUGAUGAGGUCUCGCAAUAUUAAAACGUGACGAUAUUUCUUGUUGAGGUGAAAAGCUGUCUCGCAAUAUCAGCAUGAGGGAGUUGAGUUUGUGGCAAAACUGUCAACCACACAGUAUCAUUAUUUCUGUCUUACAAUAAUUCAAAUUAUCAUAGAAAAUCUGGGAUAAAGGUUUAUAGUUCGGAUAUAAACGCUGAUGUCUACGGUAGUGAUCAAAUUAGAGCAAAUCACCUUUGGAAAAGUAACUUAGCGCUUCAAAUAACGAUUGUAACAAUUACAUUGGUAAAAAAUGUAUUUGUCAUUGAAUCAUACAUUCAAGAGAUUUGUUCAAAAAUGCUGAAACAAGCGAAGUCUUUAUGAUUGAGUCAUUGAAUCAUUCAUUCCACCCGUUUUUUUUUUUUUUUUUUUAUAAUUCGGAUUAAUUAAACAUUUUAAAUAGACUGCAGCAAUUAACAUUUUGUCAGAACCUCUAGUAAGUUACGUUAUUUUGUUCAGUUGUCUGUUCAGAAUCGUGAUUCUCAGUCGUGAGUCGUGAAUCAGAGUCGUGAUUCUCAGUCGUGAAUCAGAGUCGUGAUUCUCAGUCGUGAGUCGUGAAUCAGAGUCGUGAUUCUCUAUUUAUCCAGAAUCGUUAAGCUUUAACAUUCCAAAAUGCACCUGCAUUGUUUUGCAUUUUGUGACUUUCAGUCGAAUAAAACACUAAUUUUCCAGUCGUAUAUUUCGACAUUGAAGACUUCUUAAAAAUAGUGUUAAAAUCAUCUCGUCUCGUUCUCGUGAGCUAAGAGUAUUGUAACACCCCUAAUUUUAAGGGAUCUUAUUUUUUAUUUAAUUUUAUUUUUGAAAGGUAAUAAUAAAUAAGGGUUUUUUUUUUUUUGUUUCAUUGUAUCAUUGAAAUAAAUUGUGUAAAAUUUAUAUUUUAUACUAGGCAGGAGUGUUAUCGGAUUAAUCCACAGCCCUGUAUAGAGAACAAACAUCCACUAACAUUGAGAUCAGAAAGUGUCGUUUGUGUUUGAAUAAGCAGCAUGUGUGUUAAUGAUUGACUCUGUCUGGAUGUUUGAACCUGAUGCUUAGAGCUGGGCGAUAUCCCUAAAAAUCUCAAUAUCUUUCCAAAUUUUGUUGAUAAAUAAAUAUAUAUCUCAAUAUUUUGUCAUUUGCUAUAGAAAAACUCAAAAUGCCCCAAUUAAAAAACAAACAACAUGCUUAUUUAGACCAAGUGACCACUUACUACUUUUUAUUAAUCUUAAUUUUUAACAGAAUUCAAUAUUUACAAUAUUGUUUUUUUUUUUGUUUUUGUUUUUUUUAAAAUAUCGAUUACUCAAUUAUUGUGAUAAUAUCACUAAUAUUCGAUAUAUAUUGACCAGCCCUAUUUCUGCUUUUAUUUUCAUAAUAUAGGUUCAUACCCAACAACUGGUCAGAAGACAAUCAAGUAACGUUCCUUGAUGCUAACAUUAGUACCUCUUCAUGAUGAAGUAAACCGCACUGAUUAGUUAUGUCUAGUUAGAAAGCACUGUGCCAAUCUAAAUCUGUACUUAGUAAUGGGAAGGUUUUAUAGUCGAGGUUUACCAGUGCAAAGACUAAUUCAGAUUUAUGUGCCAACUUGUAUGUGUGUUUAUUUUUAAUCAUAUUUAUUUCGAUUUAUUUAGUGUUGUGUUUGACUGCGAUAUGAAGAAGUUCAUAUCUUGAUGAAAAAUGUCUUGACUACUACUCACUUGUUUGUUGAUUGGGUUUCAACUGCCUUUAUUAACAAAAGUGACCUUUUUUACCAAAGUAGUUGGUGUGUUUGAGAGCUCUAUGUUAUUUUGACGGUCAUUUGCAGUGUAACGCGGAUCAUUCAGUGGUUCUGCUUCAUGUAAAGCGUCUAGAACAUGUUUGUGUGAAAUAGAGAAAAAAAAACAUCUGCAAAAGUAACGUGCCAAAAUAGUCCAUAUAAAACCACUGAAUGUGAAACUGCAUGAAUGACAAAUACAUAUGAUGUGGUGAGCUGAAAACAUGUUGUGAUCUAAAAAGGCUUAUCAUGCUUCUAUUUAGUCAACUGUUUGUUAAAAACUGGAACACAUUUUAUUAUGAAAACUUGGAUCCUGAGUGUUUUAUCAUCGUCUUUAGACUCUGUGUCCAUAAAAACUGAACAGUAAUUAUAUUGAAGGGGAAGCCAAACGUCUGUAAACACAUCUGACGUAAACUGUGAAAUGGUUUGACAUUGAUUUAAUGCGCUCUGUGGUGUGAAUUAACGUUUUUUAGAAAUAAAAAUAAGCCUUGUA
Molecule: messenger RNA, 4211 nt
Organism: Ctenopharyngodon idella (grass carp)
Lineage: Eukaryota; Metazoa; Chordata; Actinopteri; Cypriniformes; Xenocyprididae
Gene: pdxp
Product: pyridoxal (pyridoxine, vitamin B6) phosphatase
Exons: 2
Coding region: 179-1117 (312 amino acids)
Cellular component (GO): cytoplasm
Molecular function (GO): phosphatase activity
Source: RefSeq, a predicted model, not a curated record